AACAUAUCUAUCUAGAGUUUUACCAACAACACAAGUCGCAUUUGUCAACAAAAAUACACCAAGUCGUAUGUUACCCGUUGAUUAUACAUCACACGGUUGAAAUUUUACAGAGUGAUGCAAGUUGCAGAAGAAGGUCGGUGUCGUCAUAGUCUUCUUACAAGAAAAAUGAGGUGAAAUUUAUCGGAUGUGGAUAUUGAGGUAGUACAGUGAAACUGCAGCAUUUGGUUAAUUAAAUUGAACCGCGUGACUCUAUGAUGGUAAAGAGUAGAGGUUAUUUUGGCAAUGCUUUAGAUACAGUUGGUGAAUCUGAAGGAUCCGGAACAUCGGGACAAAUAGACACUGAAAUUACAGUUUCGGAGGACUCGAGUGCCCCAACAAGGAAAUCUAUAUGUUUGAACUCAAGCCGCCGUGGUGCGUAUGGUGCUUUAAUGCAAGUUGUUCCGUUGUCAAAAUUGUCAACUAUUGAAAGGAAAGGUUUGGCGCAACGGUUUAGAUCUGAGCUUGAACAGAUUCGGCAACUUCAGAAGAGAAUUGAAAUACAGAGAUCGAAUGGGGUUACAUUGUCAUCGUCUAGUGAUAUUCUUAGUUGUAGUAAUGGUGGUAAUAAUGGACAUCGAGUGGAAAACUCGAGGAAAAAAUCGGUGUCUAGUUCUUUACCAGGGAAUAAAUCUAAACUUUCGGGUAAGAGUAAUAAGCCUCGUGGAUGGAAUCGGGGAUCUUCUGGAAAGUUCGAGACUCCAGCACAGACUCGUUCACCCAGCACCGUAAAUUCUUUGUUGAUGAAAGAUUGUGAGUCACUGUUGACAAGGUUGAUGACUCACCAGUAUGGUUGGGUUUUCAACACUCCUGUGGAUGUUGUGAAGUUGAACCUUCCGGAUUAUUUCACUAUCAUCAAGCAUCCUAUGGAUUUCGGAACAAUAAAAAGCAAGAUCGAUACAGGAGCAUACUCAGACCCAUUGGAAUUUGCUAGUGACGUGAGGCUUACAUUUUCGAAUGCAAUGACCUAUAAUCCACCUGGGAAUGAUGUCUACAUAAUGGCUGAUACCCUCAAAAAAUAUUUUGAAGUGAGAUGGAAAACAAUAGAGAAGAAACUACCCAGAAGCGAUGCUCUACCAUUGCCUAUAAAACCAAACCCUUCUCAAGAUGUGAAAACUACUAGACCAGUGCCUCCUUCCAAAAAGAGAAAAAUUGUCUCAUUGCCCCCUCAACCUGAAGUUAUCACACCUGCUAAGCAGACUAUGUCGGACGAAGAGAAGCACAAUCUAGGUCGACAAUUGGAAUCUUUGCUUGGGGAAAUACCUGUUCAUAUCAUUGAUUUCUUGAAAGAACAUAGUUCAAAUGGAAAAGAAUGUGCAGAGGAUGAGAUUGAGAUUGAUAUCGAUGAUCUCAGUGAUGAUACACUGUUUGCAUUACGAAAGCUUUUGGAUGAGUUUUUGCAAGAGAAGGAAAAGAACAAAGAAAAAGUUGAAGUGUGUGAAAUAGAGGUGUUGAAUUAUUCUGGUCCUAGCAAUUCCUCAUUGCAACCAGUUAAAGGUAAUGAUCUGGCUGAUGAAGAGGUGGACAUUGGUGGAAAUGAGCCCCCUCUUUCAAGCAAUCUUAGUGUGAAGGUUGAAGAGGAUGUUGGCGGAAAUGAACUCGCUGUUUCGAGCUAUCCUGAUGUGAAGGUCGAAAAGGAUUUUGGUUUAAAUGAUCCCCCUGUUACAAGCCAUCCCAAUAUGAAGGUUGAAUCGGACGAUGGUGGAAAUGAGCCCCCUGUUUCAAGCCAUCCUCAUGUGAAGGUUGAAAAGGAUACAACUUGCAGAGCAAACAAAUCUCUAAGCCCAGGCCGCUCCAAUGAUUCCAAUUCUAGUAGUUCUUCUGAUAGUGAAUCUGAUGAAGUUAAAGCAAGUCCAGCAAAUGGAACAAAGGUACCAGAAAUUAUGGAUUCUGAUGCUCAGUUGGAUGAGACCAUCAGGGGUGCUGAUACUCUUGAAAGAAAUCAACCUGUCACUGACUUGGAUCAAGUUGAGGAUAACUCUCAGGAUAAACGAAGUUCUUUUGACUCUUAUUUCCAGCAAGAUGGGGACAGUGGUCCAACUGAAAGGCAGGUCUCCCCUGAUAAACUUUAUCGAGUCGCACUGUUGAAGAAUCGAUUUGUUGAUACUAUCUUGAAAGCUCGAGAAAAGACACUCACACAAGGAGAAAAGGGAGAUCCUGUGAAAUUGCGCCUGGAAAGAGAGAAAUUGGAGAUGGAGCAAAGGAAAGAAAAGGCAAGGCUACUAGCAGAAGCAAAGGCUGCUGAAGAUGCUCGAAAGCAGGCAGAAGCGGAAGCUGCUGCUGAAGCCAGACGAAAGAUAGAGCUUGAGAGAGAAGCUGCACGACAAGCACUGACACAGAUGGAAAAGACUGUUGAAAUCCACGAGAAUCCUCGUUUUCUCGAAGAUUUGGAAAGGCUUAGAGCUGUACCUGCUGAGCAAUUGCCAAGUUAUGUAGAUGAGACAAGUCCUGAUCACUCUCAGGAUGGCUUGGGUAGUUUCAAGUUUGAUAGUAGUAAUCCCUUGGAACAACUAGGAUUAUAUAUGAAAAUUGAUGAUGAAGAUGAGGAAGGCGAGCCACCCUCUGUUCCAAACCCUGUAAAUGAUGUAGAAGAGGGAGAGAUCGAUUAAAAACUAAAAACUAUGCAUAAUCCAUAUCAUGAUUAAGGAGCAAAGUAUAGUUAUCUCUAGCCCCACGAAAAUAUUCCCAUGUAUUUUAGUUAUUGCAGUGCAUUAAUCCAUCGAUGAGAGGCAGCAUUCAGAUUCUAGAAGAACAAUAUUAAUUCAGUUCUGGACUGUCAUGCCAUCAAGGGAGUGGUUUGAACAGAAACCAAGGAACCUUUUUGGCCGUUUGCAAUUAGAAUAGAAGUAUGCAUCUAUCUUUAUGUUAUUGUAAUACUAGUAAGUGGUAUGAGUUUCACGUCCCUUUGUCUUGGCUAAGUUGUACAAAAGAUAGAUGGUGUUGUCCUUGAAACUGUUAAAUAUAAAGCCAUCUUGAUGUUUAUUGUAAUACUAGUUAGAUGGAAGUAUGCAUCCAUCUUAAUGUUAUUGUAAUACUUAGUCAGUUGUUUUAGUUUCACGGCCCUUUGCUUGGUUAUAAGUUGUACAAAAGAUAGAUGUUGUCCUUAAAACCGUGGACACUGAAGGAGCUACAACCUUCCGAUUACUACGUAUUUUAUUUGUGUUUGGUUA
Messenger RNA from Cicer arietinum (chickpea), 3206 nucleotides. Its product is annotated as transcription factor GTE8-like. Lineage: Eukaryota; Viridiplantae; Streptophyta; Magnoliopsida; Fabales; Fabaceae. The record is from RefSeq and is a predicted model, not a curated record. Gene Ontology annotation, molecular function: protein binding.